Messenger RNA from Salarias fasciatus (jewelled blenny), 1325 nucleotides. It is a transcript of the gene cib2, whose product is annotated as calcium and integrin binding family member 2. The record is from RefSeq and is a predicted model, not a curated record. The coding region runs from base 267 to 830 and encodes 187 amino acids. The transcript has 6 exons. NCBI's taxonomy places the organism in Eukaryota, Metazoa, Chordata, Actinopteri, Blenniiformes, Blenniidae. Gene Ontology annotation, cellular component: stereocilium; cell periphery; cytoplasm. Gene Ontology annotation, biological process: calcium ion homeostasis. Gene Ontology annotation, molecular function: magnesium ion binding; calcium ion binding.
CACGCCCACACGGCUCCCGGAGGGCUGCAGGCUGCUCCUCCACUCUUCCUCCUCUUCCUCCUCCUGCUUGGAGGCAUGCAGCAUCCAGCCACGUUUGGCGGCCAUGGCGGGAAUGUGCUGGAAGGACAGCAGUGACCCUUUUUAACAUUUUGCAGGACCGAUCGAGUCAUCCUGUGCGGAGACUUGGACUAAAUGCCUCCCGUUGAGAAAAGGCUCCGGACGUCCAGUGCUGUGAAUGUGUUCAAGCAGCCGAGAGCCUGGUUAAGAUGGGUAAUAAACAAACGAUCUUUACCGACGAGCAGCUGGAUGCCUACCAGGACUGUACAUUUUUUACCCGGAAGGAAAUUCUGCGGCUGCACGGCAGAUAUCAUGAGCUGGCUCCACACCUGGUGCCGAUGGACUACACCAACGAGCCCGACUGUAAAUUACCGUUAGCCUUGAUAGUCAACAUGCCAGAAUUAAAGGAAAAUCCAUUUCGCAACAGGAUUGUGGAGUCCUUCUCGGAGGAUGGGCAGGGAAACCUCAGCUUCAAUGAAUUUGUAGACAUGUUUUCAGUCCUCAGUGAAAUGGCUCCCAGAGAACUCAAGGCCAUAUAUGCCUUCAAAAUCUAUGAUUUCAAUGUGGAUAAUUACCUGUGCAAAGAGGACCUGGAAAAGACUCUGAACAAGCUGACAAAGGAGGAGCUGACUCCGGAAGAGGUGGAGCUGGUGUGUGAGAAAGCCAUCGAGGAGGCGGAUUUGGAUGGAGACAAUAAACUCUCCUUUGCUGAUUUUGAAAAUAUGAUCUCAAGGGCUCCAGACUUUUUAAGUACCUUCCACAUCCGGAUCUGAGAGGGCUGAGAGGACAGCCUCUCAUGUUGACGUCGUGCUGACAUUAAGGACUCAGUAUGACUCAUUCCGCGGCCGCAGCACCGUCCCCGACUCCCACUCGCAUCUUCAAGUCACCCAUCAGUCCUGUCUGGCCUCCGCUUCAGCUGUCCGUUCGUCCCUGAAUUCCCGGCACCCUGGAUUUCACCAAUGAGGAUUUAAACUGUUUUUCUUUCACUACCUAUGAAAGGGCUUGACCUGCGAUGGAAAAAUGGCGACUCUUUCCACAUUUUAAGGGUGAAAAAUGGUUAAUGACACAGGUUGGUCGAACCAGACUGGAUCAUUGCCUACUGAGCACAUUUAACAAUGCAUAAAAAAGCUUAUCUACCUAUAUUGCACAUGAGAUAACUCCCAGUGAAGUCUUCCUACACUAUUCAGUAUUUAUAAGACUGUGGAAAAAAAAAAAAAAAAGUCUGAAAUGAAUGAGAGUGCAGCACUGGCAUCAAGGGCAUACAAAUA